AUGCCGCCCUCUCAGCUCAAGCAGCUGAAAGCGUCACUUCGGGACAGCGGCGUCGUUGGUCCUCAGCAAUCCAAAAAGCAAAAGCGCCAGAACGCAAAAUCUGGUGCUACGGCGCAAAACCGGAACCAGCGCAAUGCCGCUUUGCAGGCCAUUCGGGAUCGAUUCAACCCCUUUGAGAUCAAAGUUCCCUCGGGCAGAAGCAAAUUCGAAUCUACUACCCGAGAUGGCAACUCAACUGCUGCUGUGCGCAAUCGCCCAGGAGUCACCAAGUCACUUGGAGAGGAAAGGCGCCGAGCUACGCUUCUACAAGAAAUGAACAACCGGAACAGAGUUGGUGGACUUGUUGAUCGCCGAUUCGGUGAGAACGACCCGACCAUGACACCCGAAGAGCGGGCUGCCGAACGAUUCGCCCGAGAAAGUCAAAAGAAGAUGCGCAAGGAGUCUAUGUUUAACCUUGAGGAGGAGGAGGAUGAGUUCCAGCUUACCCAUAUGGGUCAAUCUCUGUCAUUUGACGAGGCCAAUCGUGACGACUUUGAGAUGGGCGAGAUGGACGGCGAUCUGAAAGGCGAAGAAUCCGACGACGAGGCGACACGGAAGCGCAAGCGCUUUAUCGAUGACGAAGCAAAUGAGGAAGAUUUCAUCCACGACCCGGAUGCAGAAGAUCAGCCCGAACGCAAGAAGUCUAAGGCCGAGGUUAUGAAGGAAGUCAUUGCCAAAUCCAAGUUCUAUAAGCAAGAACGGCAAAAAGCCAAGGAAGAUGAUGAGGAUUUACGAGAUGAAUUGGACCAGGAGCUCCCCGAUCUUUUUGAGGCCUUGCGAGGUAUGAAGGCCCCGGGCAAGCCCGAGCCUGUUCAGCAAGACCUGGAUACCAUGAACCCAGAGCGUGCCGCUAUGCUCCAAGGGGUUGAGAAGACAGAUGCUGAGAAGCAGUACGACCAACGGAUCAGGCAAUUGACUUUCGACAAGCGAUCUGCGCCCACGGACCGUACAAAGACAGAGGAAGAGAAGGUGGAGGAAGAAGCUGAAAGGCUAAAGAAACUCGAGGAAAAUCGACUCAAGCGCAUGCGCGGUGAACAUGUUAGCGACGACGAAGAUGACGACGACAAGGAAUCAUUUGUCCAGGAUGAUGAUGAUGAUGAUGAGUCGAUGAUUGAUGAUGCGACAGCCUUUGGUCUUCCCACAUAUGAGCCACGGAAAGACCUGGCUGUUGAAGACGAAGAUGAUUUCAUUAUUGACGACGAUCUGGUCGAGACGAGGUCUAAUGCCAGCCUUGAUAUGGAUGGAAGCGAUAUGGAGGAGGAGGAUCUCUCGGAAGACGAUGAAUCCGAGCAGUCGGAACAGGAAGACGAGCUCAUCAAUGGAAUGUCCUUACCGGCUGCCAAUGCAGUAUCAACAGCUGUUGCAGCUAACCAAACCGAGGAGGGCAAAUUGGCCUUUACCUAUCCCUGCCCAGACGACCAUGAGGCUUUCCUUGCUUUGAUCGAUGGAGUACCUAGCCAGGAUGUGACGACUGUCAUCCAGCGCAUUCGUGCCUUGCACCACCCCCGUCUUCAUCCCGAUAACAAGGCCAAGCUGGGUCGGUUUGCCGAGAUUCUCAUUGAACAUGUUUCCUACAUGGCGAACCAGCCCGAGGAAUUGUCAUUUGCCCUCAUGGAAAAUAUUCUUCGUCAUGUGCACUCGUUGGCCAAGACCCACCCCAUGAACGUGGUUAUGGCCUUCCGUGCUCGUCUUCGUGAGAUUUCCAACGACCGUCCGUUGAGCUUGCUCCCUGGUGAUCUUGCCAUCCUCACCGGCAUCUCGACUGUCUUCCCUACAUCGGAUCAUUUCCAUGCCGUGUCAACGCCCGCUCAUCUGUGCAUUGCACGAUUCUUGGGACAGUGCUCAGUCAACACUCUGUCUGAUUUCACAACCGGUGCUUUUGUCACGAGUCUUUUCCUCCAGUACCAAGCAGUCUCGAAGAGAUACAUGCCUGAGUUCAUGAACUACAUUCUCAAUGCUCUUUGCAACCUCGCUCCCACCGAGCCCGCAUCUAAACUGGGAUGUUUCCCAUCCCGCAAAUCCGAGGAAUCUGUUCGACUCGCACCAUCUCAAAAGGUCACUCCCCGCAAGCUGCAAUUCCGUGACAUCAUUACUUCUCCAUCAGACCCUCAGGCUGAGGAAGACUUGAAGAUUUCCCUCGUGACUACUUUCGUCUCCCUCCUUGAUACCGCGUCGGAUCUUUGGGCUGAAAAGUCCGCCUUCACCGAGAUCUUUACUCCUGUCGAGGCCAUCUUGAACCAUCUUAAGGAAUCUUUCAAGACCAAGGCCUUCUCCGCAGCUCGGGCCCCGAUCCAGUCCACAAUGGACAAGCUCGACGCUCACUUGGUGAAAGCCCACCUCACCCGCCGCCCCCUCCUUCUCCACAACCACCGUCCCUUGGCUAUCAAAUCCGCCAUCCCCAAGUUCGAGGAGAACUUCAACCCGGACAAGCACUACGACCCGGAUCGCGAGCGUGCCGAGUCCAACCGUCUCAAGGCCGAGUACAAACGCGAGAAGAAGGGCGCCAUGCGCGAACUUCGCAAGGAUGCCAGCUUCGUUGCUCGCGAGAAGUUGCGCGAGAAGAAGGAGCGCGAUUCCGAGUACGAGAAGAAGUACAAGCGUCUUGUUGCGGAGAUUCAGAACGAGGAAGGUCGUGCUGCCAACGACUACGAACGCGAGAAGCGGGGACGUCAGGGCAAGCGUUAA
This is a messenger RNA of Penicillium odoratum, 2724 nucleotides long. RefSeq names its product snoRNA-binding rRNA-processing protein NOP14. The transcript is spliced from 2 exons. NCBI's taxonomy places the organism in Eukaryota, Fungi, Ascomycota, Eurotiomycetes, Eurotiales, Aspergillaceae. The record is from RefSeq and is a predicted model, not a curated record. Gene Ontology annotation, cellular component: nucleolus; Noc4p-Nop14p complex; small-subunit processome. Gene Ontology annotation, biological process: maturation of SSU-rRNA. Bases 1 to 2724 code for a protein of 907 amino acids.